Cutaneotrichosporon oleaginosum is the source of this 573-nucleotide messenger RNA. RefSeq lists its product as uncharacterized. The record is from RefSeq and is a predicted model, not a curated record. Gene Ontology annotation, biological process: regulation of transcription by RNA polymerase II. Lineage: Eukaryota; Fungi; Basidiomycota; Tremellomycetes; Trichosporonales; Trichosporonaceae. Gene Ontology annotation, molecular function: RNA polymerase II cis-regulatory region sequence-specific DNA binding; DNA-binding transcription factor activity, RNA polymerase II-specific.
AUGCCUCAGCAGCAUCUGCAGAACGAGGAGAAGCGCCGCCAGGCUGAGAUUCAAAAGCAGCGCCGCCACGUCUGCCCCGUGUGUGACAAGCGCUUCAAUCGCCCCAGCUCGCUCAACACGCACAUGUCGGUGCACACCGGUGCCAAACCCUAUCAGUGUCUCCGCGAGGGAUGUGGCCGCCGCUUUUCGGUCAGCUCCAACCUCCGUCGUCACGAGCGUCCCCAGCUCGACUACGCCAUGCCCUCUGCCGGCCUGCGUGACUACGCUGUUGUCGGUUCGGGCGUCAACGCCAACACCAAUGCCGGUGCCGGCGCAAGCGGCACCACGCCCGCCAUGAACAUGGGCAUUGUCGCACCCCCUCGCCGCGAGUCGGCCCCUUCCUAUUAUCAGACCACCCCUGCGCCGUCGCCCACCCCGCCUCAGCUGUUCCAGUCGCACAAGUCGAUGUCUACUUGAGCUGCGCCCGACCGAUUUUUCACCCACACUCAUACCCAUGUGGCAAGAACACUACCCGUCGAUCGAUUACCAUCUUCCGUUGGCGUCUUCCCAUCUGCCUUCAUUUUAUACGACUGA